Periophthalmus magnuspinnatus is the source of this 6337-nucleotide messenger RNA. RefSeq names its product apoptosis-associated tyrosine kinase a (gene lmtka). Lineage: Eukaryota; Metazoa; Chordata; Actinopteri; Gobiiformes; Gobiidae. Gene Ontology annotation, molecular function: protein tyrosine kinase activity; ATP binding. The coding region runs from base 967 to 5106 and encodes 1379 amino acids. The record is from RefSeq and is a predicted model, not a curated record. Gene Ontology annotation, biological process: peptidyl-tyrosine autophosphorylation; brain development. The transcript is spliced from 12 exons.
UCUCACACAUUCCGCAUUUGGAAUAAUUCUCUGUUUGGGAGGGACGCUCAGAGAAGUGUGGGCCUGUAAUCACCGUGACAACCUCUGACCAGCGUUCCAGUAGAAAAUGGGCCUUGUGUCCCCUCUCCAGUGUGUGUAUGUGUGUGCAUGUUUGGUACCAGCACAAACAGCGUGAGCGUGUGAGUGAGUGGGGCCCAACAAUGGCUCUGAUUUAGGCUGAUGGCCCAGUGGGUGAACAUAAGGCUGGCUUGAAUUGUCCGUGGAACGCACCAGAGGAGGACUGGCAUUAUGGGCAGAAGACAGUGGCUGGUUUGUGAGAAAAUGAGGAGACACAGAAUGGGACGGGUGGUGGCAUGCACCAGGACCUAGGAGGGGGGAGGGGGGUGCGAGAUAGUGAGUAUGACAGAGGUCUUUUCUGAAUCUGACAGUGCAGGGUUUGUGUCCCGUUUGGCUGAGGAAUGUGGCUGUCCUGGUGACAGAAGGGCAUUAUGUGGGCCUUAUGUCACUGCUGGGUGUCUUGAGGCUGCACUCUGAGCGGAGCGUCAAAUAGCACAGGACUAACAUACGUGCCAGUCACUUGGGGUCCCAGUGCAGGGCAGCACAUCUUUGUCUCUGCUUCAGGCUAGGGCUGAUGGAGACUGUGGAUAUGAGCAUUGGCUCCACAGCUGCGGACCGCUUGUGUUUGUGUGCACACCGGCUGGAGGAUGAGCCAUGUACAGAGCGCAGAGGCAACAUGGUGAGCUUGUUCAGCUGUGUGAGGGCUCCCAGGGUUCAAUCCUGCCGACUCUCUCACACACACAAUGAGGCUGAGGUGGCCGGGGCCAGGGCCCUGGCCACUUGGUUCUCACACUCUCAACCUGUGCUUCAUCCCUGCAUGGGACCAGCUCUCAUGGGACAGUAUCUGUCACGGUGCUCAGAGUGGCUGGCCGCUCUUCUGCUCCAUCAUCAUCCUUUCUGUUCUGAAAUAUGAAGAUCCAUGGAGUCCAGCUGCUGAAAUCUUCAGAUCUGGGUCGCCACAGCCUUCUUUAUCUGAAAGAGCUUGGCCAUGGCUGGUUUGGAAAGGUUUUGCUGGGUGAAGUCAAUGCAGGCCUCAGCACCACCCAGGUGGUGGUCAAGGAGCUCAAGGCCAGUGCCAGUGUCCAGGAGCAGACUCAGUUUUUGGAGGAGGUUCAACCAUAUCGUCUUCAGCACCCAGCCCUGCUCAUGUGUCUGGCACAAUGCACAGAGGUCACUCCUUAUCUGCUGGUCAUGGAGUUUUGUCCUCUGGGUGAUCUGAAGAACUACCUCCACAGCUGUCAGGGAGCAGAGUCCGAGGCCCCUGAUCCCUUGAUCCUUCAGAGGAUGGUGUGUGACAUUUCCUCGGGACUACUCCAUCUACACAAACACAAUUUCAUUCACAGUGACCUAGCUCUCAGAAACUGCCUGCUAACCUCAGAAAUGUCAGUAAAGAUUGGGGACUAUGGCCUUUCUCACAGCCGAUACAAGGAGGAUUAUUACAUAACUCAAGAUCAAAUCUGGGUGCCUCUUCGAUGGAUUGCCCCAGAACUCAUAGAUGAAGUUCAUGGGAAUUUGCUGGUUGUGGACCAAACCAAAAGCAGCAACAUAUGGUCAUUGGGCGUGACCAUGUGGGAGCUUUUUGAGUUGGGAAAUCAGCCCUAUAGACAGUUCUCAGACCGUCAGGUGCUGACGUAUGCUGUGAAGGAGGAACAGCUUAAACUACCCAAGCCACACCUCCAGUUUCCUCUGUCAGAGCGCUGGUAUGAGGUGAUGCAGUUCUGCUGGCUGCAACCUGAGCUCAGACCAAGCAGUGAGGAGGUGCACCUUCUCGUCACUUACCUGUGUGCCAAAGGCUCCAGCGAAGCAGAGGAGGGUUUUGAACAACGCUGGAAUGCACUGAGACCCAAUUUACUGGGGAGCAGCACCCACACCUCCUCAUCAGCUCUGGUCCUUACCCCAACCCCCUUAGAACAAACCCAGGUGGAGCUGGCCUCCUCCGCAUCCUCCUUCCCCCUCCUCGAACACUUCACAGACAGUUUCCACUCAGACUCUGGAGACGACCUGCUGACUGUUACUGAGACCAGUCAGGGGCUUAACUUUGAGUACAAAUGGGAACAGGCCCGAGCGGAGCAGCCAUACUGCUCAUCAUCUACCAGUGGGCCACUUGGACAGGGAAACCCACAUUAUCAGGACAUUUACUAUUCAUGCAAAGAAAGCACGUGCAGGGGUGAUAGUCCCACCUACUAUGAACCAGAGCACCCAGGAGUGGUCCCAGUGCUGAGCGCUCACAGCCCUUCUGUAAGUAGCGAGUACUACAUUCGCAUUGAGGAGCAAGUAGAAUGUAAUAUCAAUCUAGAUGACAGCAUAGUAGACUACAGUCCUGGUCUUGAGGCCUGCAGUGUGUCUCCUGAGACCACCUCAUCCAAGGCUCAGUCCAGUUCAUACUGGUCCACAGUGAAUAAUCUCAAAUCCACCUGCUAUGAUUCAGAUUCAAGUCCCACUGUUCAGCUGGCAAUGGAACCACUGCUGAGGGAAAACUCCAGCCCAAAUAAUCAAUGCAGCUCACAACAAGUCUCAUCCAAUGUCGUCUACAGUGAACGACAAUCUUGUCACUCUGAUGAAGACAUGUCACCAGAGUCUCGAACACAAUCUGUACGUCCCAUUGAGCGAUUAGAUGCUCCCAUGAAUAUUUCAGUAGCAGUUAGCAGCCCAAGUUUAGGCUUCUGUGACCCCUAUUUGGAAGCGAGUAACAGUUAUUCUAUGGACACCCUUCAAAAAACAAUCCCUGUUGUUAACCACAUUAGCAUUGAUGUGGAGUCCGAUGAUGGCAUUUUAAUGGGUAGACGGAGCAGCAGAGAAAUAAACAAUGAUGACCUUUUCUCUGAAGGAGAGUCCACAAAUUGGACAUCAAACCACUCGGCAAACAACAAUAGCCUUAGUAUUGAUGUCCACCACACAGGCACUGGUCGUGACAACUAUCUCGACCUCCAAUAUCAUGUCAACACAACAGACAUUUGGUCUUUAACUAAAGCCACAACUAGAACAUUUGUUAGCUCUAAGUCUAGUGGUCUGUUAGAUGUAGAAAGACGGAACCCAGGAGGAGUGGAUUCAUACAUUCACGUUCAUCAUGAAGUAAUGAAGCAACCUGUUCCUCAAAUGGGCACAAAUGCAUAUAAUCUUAAAAGUGGCAAGGAAACAAAUCCAAAGUCCUCCAGUACUAGUGACAGACUGUACUCUGAACCCCAAAUUAUACCCGAAACAUCCUUCAUAAAAUCCUCAUCCUCUGGGCUGGUUGAUAAACAGAAAAUCUGGGAUGGGGCAGGAAUCCAUAUUAGUCUAGAGGAUAGCAAGAGAGAACUGGACAGUGGCGCUGGGGUUCCUGCUUCUAGUUUGGCUGGACUUGGUGACUACAGUGACGACGAAGAUGAUGACUUAACCUACAUCACAUCUGGCAUUUUUGCAGACUUUAACCUUGACUAUGCCAAUCUUGAAGAAGAAGAACUUAGUCCAGUAAAAACCACCAAUGGCACCCCUGGUUCCGUAGAAACUCUAAACCUGUCCUCCUCCAUGGAACAAGCCUUCAGUCCAGACAAUUUUAACAUGCCCAUUCUGCCCAAAUCUCUGGACAGUGGCUACGACACAGAAAAUAAUGAAUCCCCAAAGUUCCUGUUCAAAGAUGACCAGAGUCCUAGAAUUGGUGAGGAUUUUGUUUUGCAAAUGGGACUAGACCAAGAAGUAUCCUCAAAUACUUCAGAGAUACAGCUGAAAGCACUGACAGACAAAAACCCAUAUCGAGAUUCAGCUUAUUUUUCAGACUAUGAAAAUGAAAGAAGUCCCUAUGAAGAUGGAAGCAGGUUCUUUCCAAACACUGAAAAGACACAACUCGCUAAAGAUGCUGUCAAAUUCAAUGAUGAUUUACGACAAAUAAAAAAUAAUUUUGAAGUUGAAGUUAGUAAUAGACAACUUACAACUCCAGGGCUGUCCAUGUUGUCACCUUUUCCCCCUGAGAUGGGUGGGUGUUUAACCAAAGAGUCUGCCCCUGCAGAUGAGGAACUUGGAUUGGAAACAGAACAAAUUGUAGAAGAACUGCCUUCUGAGCUAAGUUCUUCUGUAUCUGAGCCAUCCUCAUCAGGUCAAGAUGGUUCGUCAAAUCAUGAAGAUGGGAGGAAAACUGGGAAUUCACUGCCUGACCACUCACUGCAGUCAAACUGUACUUUGAAUGAAGAUACCCCAACUGAAAAUACAGAUGGCUCUACCGAGGAUGAGGAGAUACCAGAAAUCAACAGCAUUAGUAAAGAAGAGGAGAGGGCUGACGUGACCAUAAAUGAAGAAGAUUUUGAAGAUAUAGAUGCCGAUUCACAGGACAGCCUUUGUGAAGAGUCCUCCAACGGCCCCGCCAACUUGUCAUCUUCCUCCUCCCUGUUAGAACUGUGUGGUGAGGACGUGAGAGCGCCCCUAGAGGAGGCAGAGGAAGAGUACAACUCAGAUGACAGUGAGUCUGAUGAAGAACUGAGAACAUAUAACAUCCAAGAGGAGGAGAGCGAGGAGAGUGAGGAGGAUUUUAGCAUGGUCCCUGUCGUGGUGAGCGACUGCAGCAGAGCCAGACACCUGCGCAGCCUCCUGAAGAUGCCCUCGCUGCUCACACAAUCCUUCUGUGAGGAGCUGGAGAAGAAAAAGAAAGCAGUGUCCUUCUUUGAUGAUGUCACCGUGUUCCUCUUCGAUCAGGAGAGCCCAACUGGAGAACUUUCUGAUUACACAUUUGCUACUGAAACAGAGUCUCCAGAAGAAGAACAACUUCCUGUCUACCAGGCUUUACAAGAACUCGAGAGCACGGCUCCAACUGACUCUGCUCUUGAACAAACAGAAGAGAUCCACAAUGACAAAAGUGAGACAAAUGAAUUGGAAGAUGAUGUCCCAUGUGAGCCAAACUUGCCUUCCCCUAAUGGGCACCCCAAGACCCUGUCCUCCCUUGUGUCCAGUCCAGAAUCUCCCAAACCUGCUUCAGUGGCACUUAAUCGUUUUAUGGUGUCACGAUUUUCGAUCACACAUGUCACUGAUUCCAAUGCAAGCUCAGUAGCAGACUCUAUUGAUGACAGCCCCAAUGACUGAGCCAUUUCAGAGAGUGGAAAAAUCCAGGACUCAACACAGAGCAUAAUUCUGUCUAAAUGUUUUAAAGAGUUUUAUUUUUAUCAGCCUUUAGACCCUGGUGACCCUUUAUGAGAGUGCCUCAUACUGUAGUGACCACUGUUGAGAUGAUUUGCACACUUCCUUGUUGUUUUCGGUUUAUCAAAACAUGUUGCAAUGCUCUAUAGUUUGCAGAAAACAACAAAGUGCAUUGUAGUUUUAGCAGUGAAUAUAUCAGUAUUUCUAGAUGCUCCCCUCAUUGGCUGCCUUUGUUUACAUGCUUCACCCAUCCACAUUACACAUUGUGUGAUAGAUCAUAGCUUCAUAAUAGUGUAAAACAUAACACUAGAAAACCCAUGUAAUGGUUGUCAUGGGUCACAGUGUGAGAUAGUGGCCUAGUUACUUUGAACAACUCAAUCUAACUGGACACACGUUUUCAGCAGAAACAAAAGGUUUUUCACAAGCUAUGGGCUAAUCACAACUUGGACAGUAAAAAAAUAAAAUACACAGAGACAAACCUUGAAUGAGAAGUUGACAUUUCUUAAAAUGGUAGAAACAUGCAAUUCAUCCAAAAGUUAAGUAUAUGUUUUUUUUUGCAGGAUCUCAAGUUGGUAACAAUUGGUCUUAUUAAUUUGUCUUAAAACCCUGUCAAUCUAUAUAAUUAACAUUAUAUAAUGAACCAUUCAAGGUAUUUCUAAGGUAUUUGAGAUAAACUCUAAGCUUUGCCACCUCUUUUCACCUCAAAGGAUGACAGCGCCACUAAUGCAUUCAACAGGCCAGUAUUAAACUGAACUAUGAACAGUUUUAUGUUCCUCAUACAGAAGUAUUCUAUUAUUCCCUAUGCUGAAUGAUAGGUCUGAGGUGCACCCAAGACAAAAGGUCAUCUCACUGUAUUGUUUGAAUGUUACAUUGACAUUGAUAUGUAGCCAGUAGCUUGACUUGAAUUACUACAGCUGUAAUAACAACUCCCUCAUGCUCUCUAGUCAAUAAUGGGAUCAACUUUUGUAUAUCUAUGUAAAACAGUGCAAUUUUGGAUUAUUACUCUCCAAUCUGAUUUGCCAAAGAGAUCCUAAAAAGGCCCAUUGGCUGGAAAGGCUGACCACUGGAGAGAAGCUGAGGAGAGUCGUUUUAUGUGCUGUGAGUAAAAUGACGCUGUCUCCAUUUCUCCUCAUUCAUGGCUGUUGUACUGUCACAAUAAAUGCAAAUACUUUUCACU